This is a messenger RNA of Meloidogyne enterolobii, 526 nucleotides long. The record is from the annotation of a GenBank genome assembly. NCBI's taxonomy places the organism in Eukaryota, Metazoa, Nematoda, Chromadorea, Rhabditida, Meloidogynidae.
UUUAUUUAUAUCCUCAAAUAAACACAAAAUCGAUGACCUGUGGACUAGCUGUUAAACGUCCAUUAGAUUUGGGCCAGGAUGCAUUCGAAUUGAUUGAUGUCAAGAGAGCUCGCCAAAGCGGUGCAAGUCCAAAAUGUUCACCAUUUCGCCCUCAAAUGGGUAUAUUGGCAACUUCAUUGAAUCAGUCAACAACGGGUACUUCAAGUCCAAAGCCCUCUAAUGGUUUAAUCAACGUACCAAGUUCACCAUUUGCGGAGAUUUCUGGACGCUGUCAACUUUCGAGCAAUCAACUUGACUCCUAUCUGCGUGCUGAGAUUCAACAUCUGAAGCGUCGAAAAUUGAUUCCUCGUCGAGCAAAUAUAACAACCAACAGCCUGGAAUUGUCAAGUAGCACAGCAAACUUUCGCAAAGCAAAUUCGCCUACUUCUUCCAUCGUUAUUUUUUUUAAAUGUUUUUUUAACUUUUGUUUAUAGUCUGGAAGUGAUUCUGAUGGUGAAGUUCAUAGCAUUCAAGAUCCAGAAAAACA